Aureobasidium uvarum is the source of this 2967-nucleotide messenger RNA. NCBI's taxonomy places the organism in Eukaryota, Fungi, Ascomycota, Dothideomycetes, Dothideales, Saccotheciaceae. The record is from the annotation of a GenBank genome assembly.
AUGGCUUCUAACGCCUCGUCGCGAAUCUCGCGGCCUUGGGUACUGGUCACCACAGGCUUCAUCGCGGCGUACACUUCCUGGGUAAUCUGGUCAAACUGGCCUGCACACAGUGCACCUCCCAAUUUGCGACGACGUGGCGCUGUCAGGAAUCGCAAUAACACGCGCGCUCAUACAAGGAUAUGGACUUCAGCUUCCUCUGAGCCAUCUCUUCCAUUCGGCUUGGUUCACGUCGAUUUUGAAGGCAUCGUUGUCAGGUUUCCUAAUGGUCCUGAACCACCCACAGUGGUUGAGAUUGCAGAAGCUUUGAAUCUUCCUGCUCAUAAUGCCUACGAUGUCACCAUCAAAAUCCAGGAAGCUGCCCUCAAAUACAUCUUCUCCAUCCUUGUCCGGCCCUCUGAGGAACUACCCGCCGAGCAAUCAGAUGCUGCAAGAGAUCUCCAAGAGUUGGUGCCUUAUCUGCGACGACCAAACAUCAACGAAUUGCUUGCUAGAAUCCACCUACUUUGUUCAGGGCCUUGGAAAUUCCAUCAAGCCGCUGCCGCCAGAGCCUUUGCUGAGCAUUGCGGUCUUGACCGUAUGCCCAUUAUCUCUGACCAUGCAGAUCUUGGUUUGACCGAGACGACGGCUGAUUCGGACCGAGAGGACGAUGUAGAACCUGCUCCAGGGNUAUUUGAUAUCCAUUGUCCCAAGACGACUUCUGCAGUGGCUGACUGUAUCAGAAUCAAGGCCGUUGUGUAUCACAUAGCAGAGGAGAAAACCAUGCGCCAGUUAUACGUCCACACUGGUAUCAGGUGUGAGCAGUGCGGCCAGUAUCCUAUCCUCGGUGUUCGCUGGCACUGCAACAACUGUCCGGAUUUCGAUCUAUGCUCAGCCUGUGAAGCACAACCGAUGCACCCAAGGACCCAUACAUUCACGAAGAUCAAAAUCCCCAUCUCUUUCCUAGGUCAGAACCAUCAAGUCCAGGAUGUUACCUAUCCAGGUGAUCCAACAGCGCAAUGGCCAGUUUUGAGGACUUCGCUUAAGAGGCAACUUGCCAUCGACGCGGGAUUUGAAGAUCUGGAGAUUCAGGUCUUCUACGAUCAGUUCGCAUGCAAGGCUAACUCUGCCUACCCCGAGAUCGGUUAUGCUAUGGAUCGCCAUGCUUUCAACAGACUCAUGAUGUCUCCUACAUGGAAACGACCUGUAGAGCCCAGCGUUCUUUAUGACCGCAUGUUCAGCUUCUACGACACUGACAACAACGGUCUCGUUGGCUUCAGAGAAUACGUCUUGGGCAUAGCAUACCUGCGUCGGCCUAACAAGCAGAGCUCCUUGGAACGAAUUUUUCAUGGCUACGAUUUUGACGGCGACGGAUACAUCAGUCGUCGAGAUUUUAUUCGUAUGCUCAGCGCCAAGUAUGCCAUUCAAAAACACCUGGUUGAAGACACGAUUCGAGCAGCAGAAUUUGACAUGGUUACUUACACUGCCAAUGUUGUCCGGUCCAGUCAACCCAUUAGCGCAGCUUUUGCCCAAGAAGAUGUUCCUGCUGGUCGGAUAAGGUUACCCACAAUGAAGGUACAUGACCGUUUUGGCGAGAGCCAGGUGCGGCCAGACGCUGGUCCUUUUGCAUCGGCCGUGUUGCCUGACGGCCUAGAACUCCCAGACUCCAGCCUCGUCGGCGCAAUAGCUCAUCGCUACGGCGUUGACGCUCUGCCAGAGCACUUGGGUCCUGACACAUUGUCAGUGGAGCAGCUCACAGAGUUUACAAGCAGUCUUAACAGGUCUGACAGUGUGGCGAUAGGCGGCAUAGGAGAUGGAGCAGAGCAAAGAUUCUUGGUCGACACGGAUUUGCGUCAAGUUCGCAGUCAGUCUUCACCUGACAGGCCCGAGCAAAGGUGGCAUCAAGAUCUUCUGGACGCAACUCGGAAAUCUAGUCCAGAAGGGGAACAGAACUCGCCCCAGGAACAGCGACAAGACGAUGAAGAUCUAUUGCCACCAUUACCUGCGGAUGUUCUUGCGAGAGGACGUGCCUAUGAAGUCCCUGCAGCCGAGAAAGAUUUCGGCACGGAGGUGAUCUUCCAGGUUGUUCAAGAGGGCCUGAACGAGCUAGUCGACCCAAUUUUUGGGAGGAAAGAACAAUUGGCAGAACAGGUAGGGACCACCAAAGAGGAGCGUCGUCGCUUCCGCCAGGAGAUCGAUGACUAUAUCCGGACUGCGAAGAUUCGUCAAGAAGAACUCGCUGCGGGCUCCGAGGUGGAUCCUUUGAUGGCUAUUGCAAAUGGUGCCAAUGAACUGGAGCAUAAUGACCAUGGAGAACGACCCGACUCAGCAAGACUAGGAGACACACUGCUCCAGGUGGAAUCUACCGAUGCAGGUACGAGAUUGCCGACACCACGAGAAAUUGCGAUGGACCUUCAAGAACAUAUUGUCCAGCAAAGUCAAGCACUCGACAGCAACCUCGAGGACCUGGAAUCAAAUAUCCGAGACCAGUCUCUCGACGAUCUUCUAGCACAAUCGGGGUAUGUUGUUGAUCUUUCGACUGAUGCCGAGCCGGCGACUAGGAAUCAGGACGACGGAACUAGCUCGGAAACAGACGAGUAUCCACCGACCACACUUGACGAAGACCUGCCAACGCUAGAAGAGAUCCCUUUCGACGAAAGCAGUGAUGCACCCAGCGCAACAUCACCAACACUCUCUAUGAACCGUUCUCCUCCAACACAGCACCUCCAAGCCCCCUUCUCAACCCCAGACAUGGACUCGUCGGCUUCAGUAUUUGCACCUUUCCACCCUGAUCAGACAGAGCAGCCUGACUCGCCUUCACAAGAAAGGUUGAAAACUUUGGCUCGCCUUGACGAGGAAGAGAAGGAAAUAAUCAUGCGUGGUGGUCCUGGAAGAUUGAACCUAGCAGAGUUUGAGCAGAUCAUCUGCAGUGAUCCGCGAGGCAUGCUUCAAGGAGUUGCCGAGGGAUGGCUUGAAUGGGCAGAGUUUUGA